AUGGACGAGCACAAAACUGAAGCUGUCGAUCGCAUCUCUGAUCUACCUGAGCCAAUUCUUCAUCAUAUACUAUCUAUGGUUGAAGCAAAUGAUGCAGCUCGAACUAGCGUCUUAUCCAAGGCCUGGAAAAGCACAUAUGAUUCAUCUCCAGUGGUGGUUUUAGAUGAACUCUUCAUUAAAGAAUUUGUCAAAUCAUAUGAGCUCAGCAGUGAAGAAAGGCAGAAGUACCUGAGUAAUUUAGAGCAGUUCAGGACUCGUUAUAGCGUGCAUAUACGAGGGGUUGGGGAUGAUGAGGAGAAAGGCCAAUUACUAGCGAGGAUGAUUAUCAGAGAGAAGUUCAUGUUGUUAUCAAACAAUUCGAUUAAGAGAAUAAAUCAGCAGAAGGAGUUGCUCAGCAUUAAAAAAUUCAGAUUUAGGAUUUUCCACCUGGAUGAUGAGUUUGCCUCUGUCAUUGACAAUUGGGUAGGAUUGGUAACAGAUAGAAACAUUGAAGAGCUAGAUAUAGAUAUCGGUUGCACAUUCUUACCAGUAUGUGAUUAUCCAAAACCAACAUACCUUUUGCCCCAAGCAAUACUUGCUGCAAAAUCACUAACUGUCUUGAAGCUAGGCGGAUGCAGAUUAGAUCUCCCCUUUACAGCAGGUAGCACAAGGUUUCCUUCUCUCCAACAGCUACAUCUAUGCUCAGUUCAUCUAGAUGAGCAGAUACUAGACAACCUUAUCUCCACCUUCCCUUGUGUUCAAAUCUUUGCUCUUGACAAUUUUUGGAGCUUAUCUAUUUUCGCAUUUCUGGACUUGGAAAACUUAAGAUGGUUGAGUUGUCAUCAAUGCAUUGGAGACUCAAAGAGGUUAACAUUGAAGCAGCAAGCCUUGAAACUUUGGACUUUUGCGAUGAGUUAA
Molecule: messenger RNA, 897 nt
Organism: Theobroma umbraticum
Lineage: Eukaryota; Viridiplantae; Streptophyta; Magnoliopsida; Malvales; Malvaceae
Molecular function (GO): protein binding
Source: RefSeq, a predicted model, not a curated record